GCCAAAGGUUCACGCUCGUGGUAGAGUUGUAGCUCAAAAGAUCCGGUAACCCCCCACGGUGGAGAUGUUCUUUCGGGGAUGACGGAAUUUUCCAUUUGUUGAUCUGCAGCCAGACUGACUGACCUCUUGAUCCUUUUGACAUAUUCCACUUAGAGUUCCGCUCACAUAUCAUUCGUCCUUUGACUGGAGUCGCGCUGGGGAAACUUGGGAAACAAUAACAACCAUGGCGACCAAGGUCGCGCAGAAACGACUCCAAAAGGAGUAUCUGUCGAUGCAAAAGUCUCCACCACCGUUCAUAUGGGCUUGUCCUGAGGAGAAGAACAUUCUGGAUUGGCACUUCAUCAUACGAGGACCACCUGACUCGCCGUAUGAAGGAGGCGAAUACCAUGGUCUCAUCUGGUUCCCUUCAGACUAUCCAUUCAAACCUCCAGAUGUCAAGCUGUUCACCCCGUCGGGAAGAUUCGACCCAGGUCACAAGAUCUGCAUGAGCAUGACAUCUUACCAUCCCAGCACAUGGAACGCAGCGUGGUCCGUCGCCACCAUCCUGACGGGUCUUCUCAGUUUCAUGUUAUCGGACGAAAUCACCGCCGGUGCCGCCAAGACGACCGUUGAGCAGAAGAAGGCUCUUGCCAAACAGUCUCACGCAUUCAAUCUGAAUAACAAAAAGUUCAGAGAAAUCUUCCCCACCUAUGCUACACCCGAAAUGACAGACCUUCCUGACAUGGGCAAGGCUCCAGGCUCGAGUUCCACGAAAGGCGUGAGCGCUCCUCAGCCCACACCGGAGACACCUCCGCCGCCACCACCACCCGUGGUGGUCAAUCACGCUCACGGUCGAUGGAUACCAAGCUGGCGAUGGAUAGUGGCCGUUGUGGUUCUCGCCAUCGUCGGAAGAUUAUCAACGUUUGCAGGUUUAUAGUUGUAUAUGCAUUUAGACUUGACGCCCA
Molecule: messenger RNA, 944 nt
Organism: Kockovaella imperatae
Lineage: Eukaryota; Fungi; Basidiomycota; Tremellomycetes; Tremellales; Cuniculitremaceae
Product: ubiquitin-conjugating enzyme/RWD-like protein
Exons: 11
Coding region: 224-916 (230 amino acids)
Source: RefSeq, a predicted model, not a curated record